AUGAUAGGCGCAUGCCGACACGGUGACAAGUGCUCCAAGCGUCACAACAGCCCCAUCAACUCGUACACCAUCGUGAUCUACAACAUGUAUGUGCCCCCCCGCGACUACAAGGACCUCCAUGCCCUUACAGAGGACUUUGAAAGCUUCUACGAGGACGUCUUCCUUGAGGCCGCGCGCUUCGGCGAGGUUCAGGAGCUGAUCGUCUGCGAGAACAAGACAGACCACCUCAACGGCAAUGUCUACAUACGAUACAGCACUAUCGACGCCGCCAAGGCCGCGCGCGACGCCCUGAUCACGCGUUGGUACGGCGAGCGGCCGCUGUACUGCGACCUCUCGCAUGUGACCGACUUCCGCGAAGCCGUGUGUAAGAGCUACGAGGAGGGCACCUGCGACCGCGGUGAGCAGUGCAACUUCAUCCACCGCCGGAUAAUCGGAUAUCACAUUGCCAACGGCCUAAUGCUGAGUCAGUGGAAGUCGCGGCACAUUAUGCCCCAGCACAGGUCCGACGAGGCCCGCAAUACAGGUCACGUGGCGCACUCUUCUGCCGCCGUUACCGCCCCGCUACCGCCCUCAGCGUGA
This is a messenger RNA of Eremothecium gossypii ATCC 10895, 579 nucleotides long. RefSeq names its product ADL355Wp. Gene Ontology annotation, molecular function: pre-mRNA 3'-splice site binding; metal ion binding. Gene Ontology annotation, biological process: mRNA splicing, via spliceosome. NCBI's taxonomy places the organism in Eukaryota, Fungi, Ascomycota, Saccharomycetes, Saccharomycetales, Saccharomycetaceae. The coding region runs from base 1 to 579 and encodes 192 amino acids. The record is from RefSeq and is marked provisional. Gene Ontology annotation, cellular component: U2AF complex; spliceosomal complex. The transcript is spliced from 2 exons.